This is a messenger RNA of Dreissena polymorpha, 5250 nucleotides long. Its product is annotated as SWI/SNF-related matrix-associated actin-dependent regulator of chromatin subfamily E member 1-like. Gene Ontology annotation, cellular component: SWI/SNF complex. Gene Ontology annotation, biological process: negative regulation of DNA-templated transcription. Gene Ontology annotation, molecular function: nucleosomal DNA binding; nuclear receptor binding. The coding region runs from base 111 to 2036 and encodes 641 amino acids. The transcript is spliced from 18 exons. The record is from RefSeq and is a predicted model, not a curated record. Lineage: Eukaryota; Metazoa; Mollusca; Bivalvia; Myida; Dreissenidae.
CCCAAAAUUUUGCUUGUAAUACUAUCAUUGUGUUGAAAUAAAAUUAAGUUGAAAAGAGCUUCCUUUGUUGCAAAAAUUCUAAAUAAGGAGUUCACAGAAAAACUAACAUCAUGGCAUUGCCUGCUUUCCGAAAUAUGCCUCAGACACCUCCUCUAUCUCGAGCAAGAUCUGAGAGGGGAACCCCAGGUGGUGACAGAGGUUCAAGUCCAUUUGUGUCAACUGGAAGUGGAAAUCCUAACUUCAAUCCUGUGAAACUGAAUAGCAAAUCAGCAAGCUUCUCAUCCAAGACAGUAGUUGACUCCCGUUUGCCAAAACCCCCAAAGCCCCCAGAUAAGCCUUUGAUGCCUUACAUGAGAUACAGCAGGAAGGUAUGGGAUGAGGUGAAGAACAACCACCCGGAUCUGAAGCUGUGGGAGAUAGGCAAGAUCAUUGGCUCCAUGUGGCGUGACCUAAGUGAUGCUGAGAAACAGGUCUUUAUGGACGACUAUGAGAGAGAGAAGCAAUCAUACAAUGAGUUAAUGAAGAACUACCACAACUCUCAAGCCUACCAGGCGUAUGUUGCUGCCAAGAGUCGAUUGGCUGCAGAGCAAGCCCAGGAAGAGGAAGAGGAGAAACUGGCUCAGUCAGAGACCAAGAGAAAACGAGAGUCCAAACAAGAAGAUAAAGGGUCUAAAAUCAGUAUUCAGCCAGCUGAGGACGAGGAUGAUCAAGACGAUGGUUUCUCUGUGAAGCACAUUGCCCAUGCGCGAUACCUGCGCAAUCACAGGCUGAUCAAUGACAUCCUCAGUGAGAGUGUUGUGCCCGACAUCAGGACAGUUGUCACAACAGGACGCAUGGGCGUGUUGAAGAAGCAAGUCCAGUCACUCACCAUGCAUCAGACCAAGCUGGAAGCAGAGCUGCAGCUGAUUGAGGAGAAACAUCAGUCCAAGAAGCGCAAGUUUGCAGAGGGCAGUGAGCAGUUCCAUGAUGAGUACAUGAAGUUGUGUGAAAGCAAGCCCCAGAUAUCUGAUGACAUGUUCCAAGGCAUGAUUGUGAAGGCAAAAGAAGAACUGAGGCUGAAGCAGGCAGAGACCCUUGCUAAACAGGAGGAAGAAAGAAAGAAGCAGGCUUUAAUGGAUGAAGAACAGCGACGACUGGACGAAGAAAGACGCAAAAUGGAGGAACAAGUAAAGGCAGCGGGGGAAAAUCAGUCUGAGAACAGUGGGGAGCUGGUACCGGCAGUGAAUACACAGCAGGUGCCUGAUGUGCUGCCCCUGGUGUCGUACAUACCCCAGCCCCAGUUUGCAACCACUGGAGCGGUGAUGGCCCCCGUGAAUGGACAGCAGCAUCUCAGCCAGGCCAAUGUUGCUACCCUGCCUGGGAAUGAGUGUGAGGAUGGAGGUGAUGGUGAGGAUGAUGAUGACAGUGUGGGGACCCAGGAGUAUGACGACCUGGAGGCUAUACAGCAGGCAGAACAGAUGGGCGGGGAUGAUACACAGCACUCUACUAGAUCUGAAGAUACCAUGGAGACAGACGAUGCCUCUGCAGCCAACUCCAACAGGAAAGUGAAGGAGGAUGGCCGCCCUAGGCCAUUUAAGUGUGAGAUAUGCGAUAAGGCGUUCAAACUGAAGCACCAUUUGCUGGAGCACUCACGUCUUCACUCUGGUGAACGACCUUACGAAUGCUCUCUGUGCGGCAAAAAGUUUCGCCACUCCGGCUCCUACUCCCAGCACGUUAAUAACCGCAAUAAGAUGUGUGCUGGAGGUAGUGGGCUUUCUGGGGGUAGCGGGCUCGGGCUUGACUCUGGCUGGAGCCCGGGCGCCUCCUCUCCCGGCACUCCGGGCUCUGAGAACAGCCAUUCGCCCAAAGCUGGGGCCAGUAAGGCCAAGGCGGCUUUAAAAGGAGCAGUAGCUGUAAGGAAGAUUAAAGAAUGGGGGUCAUCUGAUGAGAAAGCUGAUUCCCCCAUCAAAGCUGCAGACAAUGGGAUGACCAAGCUACAGCAAAAUGGCGAGGAAGAUCAGAAGCAAGAACAAGCCCCUGUUAUUGAAAAUGAAUGAUGUGCUGGCAUCGUUUGUGUAUUUCUGUACUCAGAUACAUUAUUUGUGAGAAAAAGAACAAAGUUUCUGUGUAUGUUAUUCGAAAUGAGUGAUGUUGUGACUUGUUGCUUGAAAUUGUGUUUCUGAUGUAAACAUUAUUGUGCAUAAAAAGUAGACAAUUGUCUGACCGGUAUAUACUUGCAUUGAAGGUGUUGUACUAAAUUAAAAGUGUAUUGCUGUUUGUUAAAAAUCAACAUAGUGCAAAAAUGAGUUUAAUGUUCUUAAGAAGCUAUUGAAAAUGCAUUACAUUUACCAUUCUAUAUUGUAUUGGUGUUUUAAAAUACUUAUAGCCCUGAUGUUAUAUUGAUGUUUGGGCAAAACUUAUUGUCAAUAAAAAAUUCAAUAAUGUUUGGGUAUUUUUCAAGCGGCAGAAAUGCUAGUCAGGUACUUGCAUUGUUUGGGAAUUUUUUUUUGGCAAAACUUGUUUGGGGACAAUUGUACUGCUAAGAAUGUAUUAAUACUGAUAUGAUGUGCAUAAGUGAUUGGUGUAUGAUGGAUGAUGAUGUAUUGCUGAAUGAUUUUAGGAAAUGUCUCAAAUUAAAAUAAGUUUUUGUACUGACGUUUUCUAAUCUAAUGUGUUCUGUAGUUAAUAUUGAAUUUCUUGGAUGAGUGUUUGUUUGACAUACUGUCUAAUGGAUGAUCAUGGUGAGCAUGUGAGAACAUGUGUGCGAUAGCAGUUCUUGAUAUAUAAGCAAUGCUGUUUCUGUUAGUAAAAAUUACACAACUAUCCAUUGCCAUGUGUGUGUAUGUAACAUGGUUUAUUUUAUACAUGAUGUAUAAGUGAAUCCCCAUACAUGGUUGUAUGGUAACUGUUCUUGUGUGGUUAGAUUUAAAUCCAGUAUGUAUUCCAUAAUGUUAACAAACUUCUGCUACCAUGGUAGUAUUGUAUAUUUGAAUUUGUGGCAAUGAAAAUUAUGCCAGUAAAUUUGGAUGAGUUAAAAUAAUAUAAUUUGUGCUACAAUUGAAGAAUCGGAAAACAUAACAUCUUAAAUUGUGAGAACAUUUUUUCAACUUUUGUCUUAAAAAUAACCUCAUGUGUAUGGUUUUAGUGUUUGCGAAAUCAAUAUUAAAUGUGAAAAUGCUUAUUUGUAUAGAACUCUUACAUGUACCAUGAUUAUCAAACAUGUGUAUUAAAGGUGCUAUGUCAGAUAUGAGCCUGCCUAUGGCAAAACAGGGCUUAUGCAUGUGUGUUAAGUAUCGUCCAAGAUUAGCCUGUGUAGUCUGAACAGGCUUAUCAGGGAUGACACUAACUCUUUAUUUUAAAAAGAAAGACUCUUCUUUACAAAAAUCUGGUAUACAGUCCAACCUGCCAAUAACGACCACUCGAGGGAUUUGGUCGUUGUGGUCUUUGUUCACAGGUGGUCUUUAUUCGCAGGGUCGAUUGAAACUUUGCAAAAUAUGCUAGUAGGCUUUUAACAGGUACCGUAUGAUGUAUGUGCUCUAGUGUUUAAAUGUGUGAAUACUAAAGCACGUAUAAUGUAAAAAAGGAUUGAAAUCACAGUUGUGUUUUAUAUUUACAUGUAUUAUUUCAAUUUCCAAACAUAAACUAACUAACGAACUAACGCUUGGAUUCCACAAUAGUUAUUUUUCACUGACAAUUUACUUAUCUAUCAUCUAUGCUUGUCGUAUCACGGAGAAAUUUAAGAAAGGAAUGUGUACAAUUUGCAUCGUAAUUGUAAAGAAACCGUAAAUUUCCUUUAUAAGUUGAUAUAAGCCCCAAACGUUUGAUAUUUUCGGCAAUUAGUAUAUGAAUAAUCGCGAGCCAAUAAAAUAAAAAAGGCAACUUCUUACACCUUCGUCAAACUGCCAAAUGCAUAAAAGAAGCAGGUGGCUACCAAUUAGCAAUGUGUGUUAAACAAACAAAAAAAACAGCUAUCGAGUAAACUGUCACUUGCCAAUAUCUCCAUAGCGACCGACCAGUGCACUGGUAACAUGUUUAUGACGUGACUAUCACAUCAUUAUGGCGGUCAUUGUUUUAUUGACAGUUGUGAAAUCGUUAAUUGUUAUUAUCGAAGUGGUCGUUGUAAGCCUCUUUCAAGGAAUACAAGAUUUUUUAUUUUGCAAACCGAUGACAACGUACAAAGUUUAAUAGAAAAUCCGUCAAAAAAAAUAUAUUGUCAUUGUAUUAAUAAGUUAGUGUAUGCUGUUUUGUCAAAUCUAAAUUAUUCGUUAUGAAACGUUAUAUUAUGAUAAUUAAAACGAUUUUGUUAGUCACUCGACUUUUGGGAAUGUAAAAUGGUGGUCGCUGGUCAUUGACGUGGUUGUUGUUAGCUAUCAAAUUCGACAUUGGGAAUGUAAAAUUGCCGUCGCUGGUCGUUGUUGGCAGGUGGUUGUUAUUUGCAGGUACAGAAUAUAGUGAAAUCGUUCCCGGGGAAAUCAAUGUGGUCGUUAUUGACAACUGGUCGCUUUUCACAGGCGGUCGCUCGGGCAGGUUGGACUGUAUACAGAUGUUCUCCCUGAUCAGCCUGUGCAAAGUGUAGGCUUAUCUGGGGCAAUACUUGCAUAAAGCCUGUUUUGCCUGAGACAGGCUCAUAUCUUACUUAUAUGAGUCACGUUCUGAGAAAACUGGGCUUAAUGCAUGUGUGUAAAGUGUCGUCCCAGGCUAAUCAGGGACGACACUUUCCGGUUUUAUGACAUAAUUCAUUUUAAUGAAGUCUCUUAGCAAAAAUCCAAUUAAGGCGGAAAGUGUCGUCCCUGAUUAGCCUGUGCAAACUGCACAGGCUUCUCUGGGACGAUACUUUACGCACAUGCAUUAUGCCCAUUUUUCUCCGAACACGACUCAUAUAGUAGCAUCUAAAUUGUGUUCCCAUUAUUUGAAUAUUGUGUUUGUUGUAUCUUUUUCAAACAUUUCAUUUCUAUGGUAAUGUAUAAAACAUGACCAACAUUUAUUUAGUACUUAGCAAUGUGUUUAUAUUAUUGGCUUUUGGCGCACAUAUAAUAUGAAUCAAUUUGUAAAACAUGUAUUUGACUGGAUACAAGCUUAUUUUUGCUGAUAAUUUGAUGCAAGUUUUAGAUAAUGGUUAAAACUCAAAACAUGGUGCAUGUGUGCUACAAAAUAAUAAAUAAAGAUUUUAGGAAAAGCAGUGUUAUUCUCAAUUUAAAAUAAAUGCUUGCCUCCUCAUUGAACUUAUAUUUGUAUGAUUAAACAUUGUGAGAUUAAAUUGAGUAGAAACAA